Molecule: messenger RNA, 1797 nt
Organism: Orycteropus afer afer
Lineage: Eukaryota; Metazoa; Chordata; Mammalia; Tubulidentata; Orycteropodidae
Gene: KCNS2
Product: potassium voltage-gated channel modifier subfamily S member 2
Biological process (GO): potassium ion transmembrane transport; protein homooligomerization; regulation of delayed rectifier potassium channel activity
Cellular component (GO): voltage-gated potassium channel complex; membrane
Molecular function (GO): protein binding; voltage-gated potassium channel activity
Source: RefSeq, a predicted model, not a curated record
UCUGGGGCGCGAACCUGGCACACGGAAGCGACUAUCAGGACCCCCGGAGCAGGGGUGGGGUCGCAGCCUUUCUGGUGGAAAUAUACUCUCCCUUCCCACUCCUUCCUUCAGAGGGAGCAGAACCCCACACAACGCCCCUCCCAACCCAGUUUCAGUACCCAGGGACCUUCCUGGAGAGGUCUGGGCCCCCAGAGACGUUGAGGAUAAAGAAAGGGGUGCCCAGUUGGAGGAGCCUCGCGCUUACGCCGGCUGUGUUGCUCCGCUUCCAGGUGUAGCGCCCCCGCGCGGCACCGGCGGCUGAGUAUCUCCAGCAUGACCCGCCAGAGCCUGUGGGACGUGUCGGAGACCAACGUCGAGGAUGGAGAGAUCCGCAUCAACGUGGGCGGCUUCAAGAGGAGGCUGCGCUCACACACGCUCCUGCGCUUCCCUGAGACACGCCUGGGCCGCCUGCUGCUCUGCCACUCGCGCGAGGCCAUUCUGGAGCUCUGCGAUGACUACGAUGACGUCCAGCGUGAGUUCUACUUCGACCGCAACCCCGAGCUCUUCCCCUACGUACUGCAUUUCUACCAUACCGGCAAGCUUCACGUCAUGGCCGAGCUGUGCGUUUUCUCCUUCAGCCAGGAGAUCGAGUACUGGGGCAUCAACGAGUUCUUCAUCGACUCCUGCUGCAGUUACAGCUACCAUGGCCGCAAAGUGGAGCCCGAGCAGGAGAAAUGGGACGAGCAGAGUGAUCAGGAGAGCACCACGUCCUCCUUCGAUGAGAUCCUGGCCUUCUACAACGACGCCUCCAAGUUUGACGGGCAGCCCUUGGGCAACUUCCGCAGGCAGCUGUGGCUGGCGCUGGACAACCCCGGCUACUCAGUCCUGAGCAGGGUUUUCAGUGUCCUGUCUAUCCUGGUGGUGCUGGGGUCCAUCAUCACCAUGUGCCUCAAUAGCCUGCCGGACUUCCAGAUCCCUGACAGCCAGGGCCACCUUGGUGAGGACCCCAGGUUUGAAAUAGUGGAGCACUUUGGCAUUGCAUGGUUCACCUUUGAGCUCGUGGCCAGGUUUGCUGUGGCCCCUGACUUCCUCAAGUUCUUUAAGAAUGCUCUAAACCUUAUCGACCUCAUGUCCAUUGUUCCCUUUUACGUCACACUGGUGGUGAACUUGGUGGUGGAGAGUACACCUACCUUGGCCAACUUGGGUAGAGUGGCCCAGGUCCUGAGGCUGAUGCGGAUUUUCCGCAUCCUGAAGCUGGCCAGACACUCCACUGGCCUCCGCUCCCUGGGGGCCACCUUGAAAUACAGCUACAAAGAAGUUGGACUGCUCUUGCUCUACCUCUCAGUGGGGAUUUCCAUCUUCUCAGUGGUGGCCUACACCAUUGAAAAAGAGGAAAAUGAGGGCCUGGCUACCAUCCCUGCCUGCUGGUGGUGGGCCACCGUUAGUAUGACCACUGUGGGAUACGGGGACGUGGUCCCAGGGACCACAGCAGGGAAGCUGACUGCCUCUGCCUGCAUCUUGGCAGGUAUCCUAGUGGUCGUGCUGCCCAUCACCUUGAUCUUCAACAAGUUCUCCCACUUUUACAGGCGCCAAAAGCAACUUGAGAGUGCCAUGCGCAGCUGUGACUUUGGGGAUGGAAUGAAGGAGGUCCCUUCAAUCAAUUUAAGAGACUACUAUGCCCAUAAAGUUAAAUCCCUCAUGGCAAGCCUGACAAACAUGAGUAGGAGCUCACCAAGUGAACUCAGUUUGAACGAUUCCCUCCAUUAGCUGGGAGGAGUUGAUAUCUUCAGACCCACAUUGCUGAGUUGCCUUUUGUGC